UGUCGACAACUAAUUUUAAGAAUGACGUUAUUUCCACAGUUUUCGUAGACCGCCGGUAGGAUUGCACGGCUUAAACGAUUUUCUAUUUAAUUGCACGUGAAUAAUAUAAAUAUACAAAAAAAACAUGUCGUAUUAUCAACAACGGAAUGUCGGACCGCUACCUCCUCCAGCAUUGUCAUCAGACAAGCUACGUCUGUACCAUGUGGACAUGAAUCCGUAUGGACACAGGGUACUGCUCAUCUUGGAGGCUAAGAAAGCGAAGUAUGAGGUUUAUAAGCUGGACCCCCUCAGCCUGCCUGAAUGGUUUAGAACUAAAAAUCCUAGAUUAAAAAUACCAGUGCUAGAAAUACCGACGGAAUAUGGCGAUAAGUACCUGUUUGAAAGCGUCGUGAUUUGCGACUAUUUAGACGAGAAAUACACCAGGAACCAACUUCACUCGCGGGAUCCUUAUGUCAAGGCACAGGAUAGGCUGCUUAUUGAGAGAUUCAAUGAGUUAAUCAAAGGCAGUUUGGAAUGUUUCGACACUAACUUCGCGUUUGGUAGCGAGCAAAUAAUCCAAACUUUAGACAUUUUCGAAAAGGAGCUGGCUUUAAGAGGUACGAAUUACUUUGCUGGUAAUCGACCAGGGAUGUUGGACUAUAUGAUCUGGCCUUGGGUGGAACGGCUGUACCUCCUCCGAUGCGUCAACCAGAGGAAAUUCGAUGAGAAACGAGGAUUGUUCCCUAAUUUCGCCGAUUGGGGUGACCAGAUGCAGCUUGACGAUGUUGUAAAGAAACAUGCAAUUUCACCACAGGAGUAUUUUGAUUAUUACAAAAACGCAAGAACCCAUUCUAUGGGUUAUUAUUUAUAAAUCGGUUAACAAUAGAAUAAUAAUAUUUUAAAAUACCGUACCGUGAUUUUGAUAUGGGUAGUAUUUUAAUAUCAGCAUUAAACGCCAGUGACUAGAAAUUAUCAAAAAGGCCCGAUAUCAUCUGCCUAGCCUUUGCCCAACUAUGUUGGGGUCGGCUUCCAGUCUAACCGGAUGAAGCCUAGUACCUCUGAGUACCAGUGUUUUACAAGGAGCCAAUGCCUAUCUGACCUCCUCAACCCAGUUUCCCGGGAAAACCGAUACCCAAGAAGCAAGAAGGCCCAAUAUCAAGCAUUUAUUUCAAGACAAUUUUGUGAUUUGACAUUUCUGAAAUGUCAGUGUCAAAUUACUGCGAGUUAUUUGGGCGCCAAAAUUAAAAUGGAAAUAAGUGAUUGAUUUUUCACUUAAAAAAUGUAUUAAUUACUUAUGUGUAGUGGGUGCUUUUACAUAUAGUUAAGUUUAUAUACAUAGUAGGUAAACUUUAUACACGGUCCUCAGUUAUAAGUACCCUAUUUACCUAUCCAUAUUAAAGCGCUCCUAGACGGUCAAUAUAAUUGCGCAAUAUUAAGAUAAACAUUUUAUUCGCUAAAAACACGGAGAACAAAAUGACUAGCGGAGAUGUCAUAACAGAAAAUCUCCUUGGAAAGUGACUCGCCAAAAUGCGUGUAUGCGGGUGGCAAGGAACGUUACAGUCUUCGCCCUAAUUCACCCUUUUGGAUCCCUACUCAUUUCUAGAUGUCUCAAAGAACUUGAACGCCUCGUUAGUUCACACGUAACUGAUCGUUUAGGUUUUUGACCGAGAAAGUGGCUCUAGAACUGCCUGCCUUAUGGCAUCUCCGCUCAUCUUUCCGUACUCCGUAGCUUCAAAUCAUUGCGCAAUCUUCAAUAUUUACAGUAAACCUCAAAAAAGUUGCGCAACUUAACUUAAUAUUGCACUAGGGACCGUCUAAUCCCGGCUUGUAUUUGUAUAGCCCUAAAUAUAUUUGCACAAUUAAACUAAUUAGGAACUUUAACUUUUCAAAAUAGUCAAAAUUACUUUUUAAAUGCAUCGAAGUCAUAAUAAUUAAGUUGUAUGUUUAUUUGUUUUUUAGGGAAAAUAAUCUCUUUUGCGUAAAGGUCCGUUUUUAAUGCUUGCUGUCGACUCGAUAUCUGAGGGCGACUGCACGUGCUGCUGCCGCUUCGAUACUAAACGGUUUCAUGUAAAUACAAACAAACCAGUAGUGCAGCUGCGGCAGACUUCAUGCAGACGCGGCAUGUGCGGUCGGCAGCUAGCAUUUAAAACGUGCAACAAUUUAGCGCGAGCUUCAAAAUUCGAUUUUUUUUGUGGCAUUUUAUAAAGCAUUUAAUUAUUUCUGUUUACAUAGUUUUAAGUAUUACUUUGUAAAAAAUGUACUUACCUACCUUAGGGUAUUAUAUACCUAUGUUAUUUUUUAUUUAUAUAUUUGAAGAUCUGUUUUUAGUUUAAAGAGUAUUUUUGUUGAACAUGGGUAUUAACUAUUAAGUUACGUUUUGGAAGCGAACUGCCGACCGCACGUGCAACGGCUGUAUGAAGUCGGUCGAUAUCUGAGGGUUUCAUGUUAAUACAUACAAACCAGCAGUCAUGGCGGCAGCUCGCUUCCAAAAAAUACCUUUAUCUUCUAUUUUUAUAGAACGUGAAUUACUUUACUUUUUUAACCGACCUUCGAAAGAAGGAUGUUCUCAAUUCAUCGGUAUCUUUGUUUUUUUUUUAUUAUUGUUAUUUGUUCUUUUAUUACUCCAAAACGUCGGAAUCGAUUUGUAAAAUUCUUUUUUUAGUAACAAAUAACUGAUUGGAACAAAAAUAAAAUAAAGCCACUUAACUCCUGUGA
Helicoverpa zea (corn earworm) is the source of this 2694-nucleotide messenger RNA. It is a transcript of the gene GSTo3, whose product is annotated as pyrimidodiazepine synthase-like. Gene Ontology annotation, biological process: glutathione metabolic process. The record is from RefSeq and is a predicted model, not a curated record. NCBI's taxonomy places the organism in Eukaryota, Metazoa, Arthropoda, Insecta, Lepidoptera, Noctuidae. Gene Ontology annotation, cellular component: cytoplasm. Bases 125 to 850 code for a protein of 241 amino acids. Gene Ontology annotation, molecular function: glutathione dehydrogenase (ascorbate) activity; glutathione transferase activity. The transcript is spliced from 6 exons.